Molecule: messenger RNA, 2360 nt
Organism: Phymastichus coffea
Lineage: Eukaryota; Metazoa; Arthropoda; Insecta; Hymenoptera; Eulophidae
Gene: eIF3j
Product: eukaryotic translation initiation factor 3 subunit J
Exons: 6
Coding region: 396-1097 (233 amino acids)
Cellular component (GO): cytoplasm; eukaryotic translation initiation factor 3 complex
Molecular function (GO): translation initiation factor activity
Source: RefSeq, a predicted model, not a curated record
CAUUGAAACAAUUAUCCAAAAAGCUCUUAAGUCAUUUAGUAUGUUUCUAUGUGGAAAUAAAUAGAAUAUCCAAAGGUUGAAGUUUCUUUUUAUAAAAAGUUCUUGCUAGCAUUUUUUGAAUGAAACCUGACUCCAUCAAAAUCAUUCCAAAAUAACAUACACGCAUAAGGAAAAGCACGUGUGUGUUUGUGACGCUGCGUGCGCAGAGAUGUCAGUGCCAUCUACAUCAAUAUGGUGGUUCGGGUCCAGACACGUUUCAGUCGCCGAUUUUGUUACAGUAGCAUCAGAGGCAUUAUUACCACAAAGAGACGUUCGUCGAGGAUUUGCAUGGAUUUGACCUCGUGAGAAAUUAUCAUCUAGAAGAGACAGUGUUCGGACAAGACGCAAUAUACAACAUGGACGAUCAGUGGGAGCCAGAUGUGGACAUCAACAAGGACUUCGAGUUCGAUGUUCGCCAGAACAAGUGGGAAGGCGAGGAUGAGGAGGAGGAAGUUUUGGAAAGCUGGGAGGAUAUGAAUGAAGAAAAGAAGGAUGUGGAGAAACCAAGUCAAGAAGUUCCAAAGGCCAAGCCAAAGCCUAAGAAAACUUUAGCAGAAAAAAUUGAAGAAAGAGAGAAAAAAGCUAGAGAAGAAGCUGAAAGAAAGGCAAAGGAGAAGGAAGAAGCUUUGACACCUGAAGAGCGAAGAGCUGAUAUACUCAGAAGACAAAAGCUCCAAGAAGAAGCUGAUCUGCGACUUGCAAUGGAAACUUUCGGUGUGACAGAAGGAACGGGUCUUGAUGCCAUGAAUCCUGACACUGCGGAUGAGUUCAAGCAGUUUGGCGAUGCAUUGAUAACGAAAAUCAAUCAGUUCAACCAGCAUACGGAGUUCGCAACUUUCGCCGAAGAUUUAAUAAAAAAUAUUUCUUUAUCUUUAUCAACUACUUCUUUGAGAAAAGUAAAGUUGAUAGUUGAAAGUUUGCACACUGAAAAGGUGAAAAUGGAUAAAGAAAAAGGCAAGAAAAACAAAGGCAAAGGCAAAGCGAAAUUAAAAAUUGAAGGCGAUGACGAAUACAAUGAUUUUACUGCAUACGACAAUGAUUACGACGAUUUCAUGUAGCGGCUUUGUACAACUUUGCAUUCUAGUCGCGCGAUUGAGUUGUUACGCAUACACACUACAGAUAUGAACAGAAUUGCAGGAGUACAUACGGUGUUUGCUGUGCGAAUAAUUGCGAGAAAUGUAUAAACUGCAGAUUUAAUCCUAUACUACGAGUAGGUGAAAAGAGUACACGUUGAUUUCAUGUAUAAAAUAACGAUUUUUAUAUGGAGCCAUAAUUUUGUUAUUAUUAGUUAUAAAAAAUUGAUUGCAAAACAAAAUAUUUGAAAGUAAAAACGCCAGAUGCUCCUCUCUUUUAUAGGUAGAAUAGAGGAUCGAGCCAAAUUUCAUACAGAAAUACAGUGUAACUCAAUUUUAUAAAAUAAUUAAUUAUAACAUGAAUAUGGCACUGACGAUAACAAAUCAACGCCAACACGUGUAAAGUUCAGUUUAUGAGAGUGAUGAAGGUGUUGAAGUCUAAUAAUCGUAAUAAACGUGAAAUAAAACAGAAGUGCUAUAGGCUUUGUUACAAACAAUUUGUAAAUAAUCUCUAUUUACUUGAACGAAACGAUACAUAAACAGUUUUCAAUUGUAUUUGUAAUAUUGAAAUACUUCGAUUUUUCCAGUCAUCAGUUUGAUUAACCAGAAACUAGCGCGCGCGUUUAUCAAGUUAAAUCAGUUACAAGCUAAAUAACUAUACAGAUUUUAAAAUCAAUGUUGUUGAACAAAAUACAUUAAUAAUAGGUUGUACUACAACACGAACCUAUGUUGCUGCGCUUUGCAUUAUCCACUUGAUAUGAGAUAAUAAAUGUGCGUGGGCAAUGUGCAAGUCGGUAAAUAAUGUACUGGUGCAUGUCCAGUUGCUAAAAAUUGAAAUCUUACAGUACAUAUACUGAUAUUAUAUGCUUUUAAUUAUAUUCUGAAAAUCUUUUUUAUCGGGUGCGAAUUACAUUUAAUACAAAUAGGAAAGUAAGUUGAUUGAAACUAAUAAUGUAUGAAAAAAGAAAAAAAAAACCGUUCACAUGGCUUUCUUUAAGUUGAUCACACAAAAAUAGAUUAAUGUUUAGUUUGAUACUUGGUUUUUAUCCUCCAGUCUUUGUCAUUUAUUGUUAUUAACAAUCUCGAGAAUCAACGACUGAUUACAAGAAACCCAAUCUUAUUUUGUCCAAUUUGACAUUGGAUAGCUAUAUGCAUAUGCCAUAGACUUGUAUGUACCUAUACUUGAACAACUGUAUAAAAAUGCUUCAUGUCGGGACUGGAGAUGAGUUGGUUUUGAAAAGAUUAUAU